AUGGCAGGCUCACGUGCCUCUCCUCUGCCCGAUGGGGCGAGAGGAGGUGGCGGCGAAAUGAACGACCCUUUUGUUACUCCCCGAACAGCCAGCGCGAACCCACUACGGUACUCAAACUUUGAUUCAAAUCUCUUUGCUCUCGACCCUGGCUCCUCCCCAACUCAGGUGAAGCGUGCCCUCGAGGCUCACCUGGCCGAGACCGAUCGGCGGAUGCAGGAAGCUGGUAAACUGGGAAACGCCCUUGUCGCGCAACGCAAGCAGCUGGAGGAACGUCUUCGCGAAGUAGAACAAGUCGAGGCUCAAGGAGAGCUGGCACCUGAUCUCCGCAAGAAGCUGUUCGACAUCGAGAAGGAUUAUAAUGAAGUGGCCAGGGAAAGUGCGAGGGCCUUUCUACCCAAGCCGAGAAUUCCUAGCAAUGAGCUCGCUACUGGCUCUCCCUUUGCGCCGGAAGGCAAGGGUGGUAGACGGUCUGUGAGCCCUUCAAAGUUCGAGAGCCAGGCUACAGGUUCUCCAACCAAGCUCAGCGUGCCGAACAGAAAGCUCCGGAACCAGCCGACCAACAGGAUCCAUGACAUCGAAUUCGCUGCAGAGAUUAGUACAUCUUUGAUCUCACAAGUACGAAACCUGCAGGCUCUCCUUUCUGAGCGCGAUGAAGAGCUCAGGGAUAUCAAGGUGGAGAAGUCUAGGCUGGAGGCCGAGUCUGAGGCCUUUCAACAGCGGGUCAAGACGCUCGAUGAAAGCGAGCACCGAUACAAGGACGAGAACUGGAACCUUGAAACACAGUUGCAUGAGCUGCUUGCCUCGCAGAAAGAGGCCACCGACCGUGAGAAGAAGCUCAACCAGGCUUUGAAUGCGCUUCAGGCAGAGAAGAAUUCGACGCAAAGGGAACUGGAUGAGAUUAAGGUGUCUCAUGCGAAACUCGUAGAAGACCACGCUGCUGCUGUGAAGCAUCACGACAUCGAGCUUGGCACUGCUAAACGCAACAUUGUUAUGGCUGACACAGAGAGAGCCGCCAUGCAGCGAAAGAUUGAAGACCUUACCAGUCAGAACCAAGAACUCGCCAAAGCCUUCUCAAUGCAACGAGGAAGGAUGCUUGAGCGGGAAGCCGCCUCGGGCUUGAGCGAUGAGGACUUUGAGACUGCCAAUGAUAACAUCACUCCAGAGCACUCGCCGCCACCUUCCCCGGUCAAGGGCACGCCGCGCCACUCUAUGCUGGAGUCCGAGACCCUCAAGACUUCGCUCCUUCACGCUCAGCGCACGAUUCAGAGUCUUCGCACCAACGUUCACCGUGAGAAGACAGAGAAGCUCGAACUCAGACGCAUGCUCCAGGAUGCACGUGAUGAAAUCGAGAAGGCCAGGAGUGACCCGUCAAGCGGCAGCAGACCUAGCCGCAAGACAGCUUCUCGCGAGUUCAAGAAGCCCUUCCGCCCUGCUCAGCUUGGAGAGGCCCGCAUCAGCCGCAGUGAAAUUUAUCUCGAGGAUCCUAACUGGGAGGAGCAGCCGGGUGAUCCCAUGAGCCCAACUCGACCCGUGACCUUCAGAGGUUCUCGAUCAAGUGAAAUGCCUACUGUUGUCGAGUCCAGCAGCGAUCAAUUUGAUACAGCUCACGAAACAAGCGAUGCUGCGUUUGAGACGGCCAAUGACGAACGCGCUACCGAGACGGAGGAUUUCCAGACGGGUGCAGAAGAGCUUUCGGACGAGGCAACCGAGACGGAGAGUCUCUCUCGGGGUGUAGGACGGCUGAAGAGGCCCCCGUCACUGCCCUUGAACCAGAACCAGACCCGCUACGAGUACCAGAGCACUGCAUCCACCUCUGACGAGGAAGAUGACUACACUUACACUGGCUCUGACCUCACCAAGACGCCCACUUCUAUGCCGUCAAGGCCGCGCAACCGCUUCAGUCGCAGCAGCCGUAGUGGGUUCUCUCGCUCUCGUUCUCGACAGACCAGUGAAGAGCCCAACUUGCUUAGCAGCCCCGCCAACUAUCCGGGCAGUCCCGCCAGCUUUGCCACUAGCAGUGCCGCUGGAACACCCCAGGCUGCUGGACAGAGCCUAUUUGCUGAGCUGGGCGAGCUCGAUGGUAGCGAUUACGAGUCGUACAACGGUGCUACACCUAGCCGGCGCAGUGUUAGGUCCAUGAGCGCUAGGUCCAUGACCCCAGCUUCGGUCACUCGGCGUGCCGGGUCUACGCCCCCCGUGCCUCCUCUGCCCAAGGGGAUUAUGGUCUCUAGUGGUAUGAUGACUGAGCCCGUGAUUAUCGAACCACCGACAGACACUACCGUUGGGUUCAAGGAGCGACCAUUUUCGAUGCACUCGGUCAUCCGGGAUGGCGAGACCUCUUGGCUCGAUUCGAGACCCGUGUCCAUGUCGACAUUCUCUUACAGUGAUGCUGGCGCGCAGCAUGAUCCCGAUAUGGAGCAAGAACUGGCUCGAUUCCCGUCGCCUCCUAAGCCCGCCUACAGCCUGGGCGACGCACCUGUUCCAGUUCUCACGCCACCUCUCUCUUUGAGCUAUUCGUCAAUCCAGGCGGAGAAUAUUGAACCGCUAAGCGACCCCGAAGUCAUGCCACCUCCCCCACCAACUCUUAGCUUUUCAGGAAUCCAAACCGAGGACGUUGAGCCUCGUGGUGAGCUCGAAAUCCCACCGCCUUCUUUCAGCUUAUCUAGCAUCUCUGCAGAGGGUAUCGAGCCACGUGAGGAACCGGCAGUUCCUCCGCCCGCCCUUAGUAUGUCGACAAUGCUCGGCGAAGUUAUCGAGCCCCAAGCCGAAGCCGAGAUUCCCCCGCCUGCACUCACCAUCUCGUCAGUUCUUGGUGAAGCUAUUGAGCCCCAGGCCGAGCUUGAGAUUCCUUUACCUGUGCUCAGCAUAUCGGCCAUGGUGGCAGAGGGUAUUGAGCCUGUCGCUGAACCUGAGGUGCCGCCUCCUGCUCUGAGUUGGUCUAGCAUCCAGGGUGAGCACAUUGAACCACAGACCGAGCCUGAAAUCACGCCUCCAGUCUUUACCAUUUCCUCCAUCUCUAUGGAGCAUGUCGAGCCGCUUAGUGAGCCCGAAAUUGCACCGGCGGCUCCUCCAACCCUUAGCCUCUCGGUUAUCACUGCUACCGAGGUCCAGCCUAUUGCUGAGCCUGAGCCUGGACCUGUUGCUGAAUCUCGUGCUCUUGCCCUUGGGGCUAUUGCCACAGAGACCUCGGAGCCAACCGGGGAGCCUGCAGAGCCUGUAUCGGUUCCUGUUGCCCUUGAUUUCUCAUCUAUUCAAACCCAGCUCGACUUGCCUCCCGUUGACGCCGUGGAGCCCGAGGUUGUUGUUCCAGCACCGCAGCAGCUAUCAUUCUCAGCGAUUUCGGGUGAGAUGGUUGAGCCUUUGGCUGAGAUUCCCCCUGUCCUCGCCUUUUCGUCCAUCUACGGCGAGAACGUUGAUCCUGUGGCGGAUUUGGAGAUCCCUCCGCCUGAGCUUUCAAUGUCCACAAUUGCGACUGAGCAAGUUGAACCUGUCGCUGACGUCGAUCCUGUUCUCUCCAUGUCGACAAUCGUCACAGAGUGUGUUGAGCCCAUCGCCUCGGUCGAGCCUAGUCUCUCGCUGUCGACCAUCGCAACCGAGGCUGUCGAGCCCAUCGGCAUUCCAGAACCCGAGAAGGCCAUGUUCUCUAUGUCGAUCAUUGCUGCUGAGGUUGUCGAACCCGUGAACAUUCCGGAGCCCGAGAAGGCUACGUUCUCGUUGUCACCCAUUAUGGGCGAGCAGGUUGAGCCAAUCGAGCCUCCCGCCAAGCGACUGCGUGCCGUUGCACCACUCGGUUAUUCGAGUAUCACUACUAAUUGGGACACAGAACCAGUGUCACCCCGUAGUCCUAAGCGUAACGGCUUCAUCAUUCCCCGCGAUGACGAACGGCCUGUCACGCCCAUCGAUGGCGUGUUUUCCCUCGCUCGUGGCAAGAGCAAGGUCAGAGAGCCCUCGACUCCCAUCAUUGCGGAGGACGAGACACGUCAGUCCCGCAGCGCUUCGCCAAGCGUCGAGACUCCCGAGUCACAAAGACCGCUUAAGGAGCUGCCUGCCAAUGUCAACGCCAAGCCCGUCCGCAGGCAGGUUGUGCCCACGGCCGACCAGGGUGCCCAAACGUCUCUCACAUCGGAGGCGAUUGACCAGAUCAUGGCCCUGCGGGCGAAAGCAAGCACACCCACGAGCCCAUUUUUCUCUCAUCAAAAGACAGACUCGUUCGGCACCAGCGUCGGCACGCCUGGAACUGUCCGCAUCAGGAGGUCACAAGAGAGCCUUGGCAGUGUCAUCCACCACAAAGUCAAGCCCGUCGAUGUUGACUUGGAUGGACGGAGACCUGGCAGCGCCGCAAGCGGACACGCAUCGAUCCACUCCCAUAACCUUCCGCCGCUGCCCCCGAACCACAAGGAGGCCAUCCAGGCCGCACGUACGGACUCGUCGCAAGGCGGCCCUGGUACCAUUACCACCAUGGGCCCUCCCUUGCUGCCGGCAUCCGCAUACAAGAACCAACAGCGGCCGCGAACACCUAACGGGUCUAAGAGGCCCAUGUCGCCCGCCUCCAUUGCCUCUGGCGGACGUGGUACACCAACUCCCAGGCCGGCUAGGACUGGCUCAGCUUUCGGCACGGCAGAUGUCCAGUCGCCCUCGCGCAUCACCGCACACAGCAGGCAGUCAUCCAUGUCAUCCUUUGUUUCCGAGGUUGACGCUCGGUUCAACAUGCAAAAUGGCCUGUCGGUAGGUAUGCAGGAGCAAGGCUUCGGUCCAAACACGGAUCCUCGCAUGAUCCAGGCAAUCACGCAGACGAUGAUUGGCGAGUACCUAUGGAAGUACACUCGCAAGGCUGGACGUGGCGACUUCUCUGAGAACCGUCAUCGCCGCUACUUUUGGGUCCACCCCUACACCAGGACGCUGUACUGGAGUGACAAGGACCCUUCAACUGUUGGCCGGUCAGAGGCAAGGGUGAAGAGCGUUCCCAUUGAGGCCGUCCGGGUUUGCACCGACGACAAUCCUAUGCCGCCUGGCCUUCACCGCAAGAGUUUGACCAUCUUGUCGCCUGGACGUGCUAUCAAGUUCACCUGCACAACUGGCCAGCGUCAUGAAACCUGGUUCAACGCACUUUCAUAUCUGCUGCUCCGUACUGAGGCGGAGGGUCAAACCGACACGGAAUCGAUGGCGGAGCACAUAACCAGUGAGGAUGUUGACGAGUUCAACCCUCAAUACGGGCAUCGUGCCGCGGCCGGUACUCGGGUUAACACUCCUCGUCCGCCGCCAUCGCUUGCGUCCUACACUUCGCGGACGCCUCGCAACGAGACUCCUACUCCCUAUGGCAGCUCGUAUGACGUGCCGACGCUGACAAAGACGCCCAAGAAGAACGAGACUCAGCAGCAGCAUCCGCAGAGACCGGCCCUGGGCACUAUGGGCCGGAUCAGUGGGUACUGGAAGUCCAGCCACGUCAUCUCAGGCACUUUUGGCAGCCUCAGAAGCCGCAGCGCCGGCGCCGUCCAGCACCCGCGGGGCACCAUCUACGAGACCAACGAGGUUCACGACAGUGCAGAGGACCUGAGACUCAUGUAUGAGGCUCAGGACCGUGAAUCUGCAAGGCUGGAGAACGUCCGUGCCUGUUGCGAUGGGAAACAUGACGUUGGAACUCUCCAUAAGAGGGGAUUAGUUGCGUCCCACAGCCAUUCCCACACUGGCACCUCAACACCGACCGUCUCGGGUACCGUGAAGUCUCGCGCUUGA
Messenger RNA from Pyricularia pennisetigena, 5733 nucleotides. RefSeq lists its product as uncharacterized. Gene Ontology annotation, cellular component: cell cortex; mitochondrion. The record is from RefSeq and is a predicted model, not a curated record. NCBI's taxonomy places the organism in Eukaryota, Fungi, Ascomycota, Sordariomycetes, Magnaporthales, Pyriculariaceae. Gene Ontology annotation, molecular function: tubulin binding; phospholipid binding. Bases 1 to 5733 code for a protein of 1910 amino acids. Gene Ontology annotation, biological process: establishment of mitochondrion localization; dynein-driven meiotic oscillatory nuclear movement; microtubule cytoskeleton organization. The transcript is spliced from 2 exons.